AACUUUACCGGCGGAGGAGCCUCGUCCGGAAAGGUCCUCAUGCCGCGAAUCGGUUAUACUAUUCUAGCCAUAAUUAUGGCCGUAUUCUGCGCGGUUUCACUGGUCCUGAACAUCAGCGUCAUUGUGGUGACCAUUAAAUACAAGCAGCUGCGACAUCCCAUCAACUACUCGCUGGUGAACUUGGCGGUUGCCGAUCUGGGAAUCACCUUACUCGGUGGGAUUCUGACCGUAGAGACGAACGCAGUCGGUUACUUUAACCUGGGAAGAGUGGGUUGCGUGAUUGAAGGGUUUGCCGUGGCUUUCUUUGGGAUCGCCGCCCUGUGCACCAUCGCCGUCAUCGCUGUAGACCGCGUCUUCGUGGUGUGCAAGCCCAUGGGGACCCUCACGUUUACCGCCAAGCAGGCCCUGGCUGGCAUAGCCCUAUCCUGGAUUUGGUCUCUCAUAUGGAAUACCCCCCCUCUGUUCGGUUGGGGCAGUUACCAGCUGGAGGGGGUAGAGACGUCCUGCGCCCCCGACUGGUAUAACACGGACCCCGUCAACAUGUCCUACAUCAUCUGCUUCUUCUGCUUCUGCUUCGCUAUCCCGUUCCUCACCAUCAUCGUCUCAUACGGGUACCUAAUGUGGACAGUGCGACAGGUGGCCAAACUAGGAGUGGCAGAAGGUGGCACGACUAGCAAAGCCGAGGUCCAAGUGUCGAGGAUGGUCUUGGUGAUGGUGCUGGCGUUCCUCGUCUGCUGGCUGCCGUACGCUGCCUUCGCCAUGGCGGUCGUGGCCAACCCCGGAAUCUACAUUAACCCCAUAAUAGCCACGGUUCCCAUGUACCUGACCAAGACCAGCACCGUCUAUAACCCCAUCAUCUACAUCUUCAUGAACAAGCAGUUCCAGGAAUGCGUCAUCCCCUUCCUAUUCUGUGGCCGAAAUCCGUGGGCCCAACAGAAGUCGGAGCCUUCAGCCGUAACAUCCACCACGCGCGUCUCCACUUCAAAAAUCAGCAAAGUCUCUCCAGCCUGAAACGGUUAAUAAUCUGCAUUUUGUGUGUUUUGAGUUUUAAAAUUCUUUGAUUGGAUAUUAAAAUUGUUGAAAACCCCACAUAUUCCAGAAUGUCGGCGAUGGGGGGAGGGGGGCUUCUAGAGCUGUCACGGUGUAUUUGUGACGGGGUAGUCUGCACUGUUUCAUACCCGCCAGCAGAGACGUUAAUAAUAAGACGUUAAGGGCCUGGAAGAUGAGGUUCGUCGCCCGCUA
Messenger RNA from Spea bombifrons (plains spadefoot toad), 1242 nucleotides. RefSeq names its product parapinopsin-like. Gene Ontology annotation, molecular function: G protein-coupled receptor activity. Bases 40 to 1011 code for a protein of 323 amino acids. Gene Ontology annotation, biological process: visual perception; G protein-coupled receptor signaling pathway. The record is from RefSeq and is a predicted model, not a curated record. The transcript has 4 exons. NCBI's taxonomy places the organism in Eukaryota, Metazoa, Chordata, Amphibia, Anura, Pelobatidae. Gene Ontology annotation, cellular component: membrane; photoreceptor outer segment.